GUCUCAGCAACGAUCUAUUUCAUAUAUGAAUAAAAUAUAUAUAACUAUGUACGAACCACAAGCUGAGAAUCUACACUUGUGUCAAUAGACACGUAAAAGGGUUGCGCUUUGUCUUAUCGAACAUUGGAGCAACAGUGAUUAAAUUUUGAAAGUAUAACCAUGGCAAGUUAUUUGUCAUAUGCUCUGUUACUGGUAGUGGGCGUUGUGAGUUGUAUUGCUCUGUCAACAGAGGAUAACGAUUCGUGUUAUUCGUUCGCCGGUGGUUCAGUUUAUCCGGCAGAAAGUCCCAAAGGUGACCACACGCUACAAACUACCAAGGCAGUCAUUUCUAAACCAGCUCCCCCAUUCGAGGGAACCGCAGUUGUCAACAAAGAAUUUGUGAAGCUAUCACUGUCGCAAUAUGCUGGAAAAUAUGUUGUACUGCUUUUCUACCCACUGGAUUUCACUUUUGUCUGUCCCACCGAAAUUAUAGCUUUCUCUGAUCGCAUCGAAGAAUUCCGUAAAGUGAACACAGAAGUGGUUGCCUGUAGUGUAGAUUCACAUUUUACCCAUUUGGCUUGGAUCAAUACACCACGCAAAGAAGGCGGUUUGGGUAAUGUUAAAAUCCCACUGCUCUCCGAUUUAACACAUAAAAUAAGCCGAGACUACGGUGUCUACUUGGAUGACUUGGGUCACACAUUGCGUGGACUUUUCAUAAUUGACCAUCGCGGUAUUUUGCGUCAGAUUACAAUGAAUGAUUUGCCUGUAGGACGUUCUGUGGAUGAAACUCUAAGACUGGUACAGGCUUUCCAAUACACCGAUACACAUGGUGAAGUUUGCCCAGCGGGUUGGAAACCAGGUGCAGAUACUAUUGUACCAAAUCCCAAAGAGAAGACCAAGUAUUUUGAGAAAAACAACUAAAAUAGUUGUAUGCAACAAACAAUAGUGUAACUGUGACAAAUCAAUAUUUUCUACACUUUUUUAAUGAAAUUCCAAAUAAUAAAUUUUAAACAAUUUAUAUA
Molecule: messenger RNA, 1001 nt
Organism: Musca domestica (house fly)
Lineage: Eukaryota; Metazoa; Arthropoda; Insecta; Diptera; Muscidae
Gene: Prx4
Product: peroxiredoxin-2
Exons: 5
Coding region: 160-900 (246 amino acids)
Biological process (GO): cell redox homeostasis; hydrogen peroxide catabolic process; cellular response to stress
Cellular component (GO): endoplasmic reticulum; cytosol
Molecular function (GO): thioredoxin peroxidase activity
Source: RefSeq, a predicted model, not a curated record